AUGUCGAAAAAGGUAUUUAUUACAGGAGCAAGUAGCUUCGUAGGUCAAAGCGUGACUGAUAAUUUGUUGAAAACAGGGUAUAAGGUUAAAAUAAUUUUAAGAAAACCUGCUCAAGUUGGUUUGUUUAAGAGUCACUACAGUGAUAUCGGUCUAAUCAACAAUUUGGAAAUUGUUAAAUCAGCUGAAAGCUUUGAAGAUCCUUCAACAUUCACUCCACAUUUGCACGAUGUUGACUAUGUUAUGCAUCUUGCUACACCUACACCACGAAACUCAGAAUCAUAUCUUGCAGAUAUGAUCAAACCUGCGGUCAAUAUAACUACUAGUAUUUUAAAGGCAUCGAAGGAGCAUAAAAAUAUUAAAAGAGUUGUAUCCACGUCGUCUUACGCAACUCUUUUUGAUCGCCCAAGAAGUGAUAAGCCACUCAAUGAACUGUCCUGGUCAAAAGCUGAAUUGACUGAUCAAUUUAAAUUCAGAAAGUCUGACCCAUAUUCGCCUUAUGUAGUAUCGAAAACACUCGCAGAGAAAGCACUUUGGAGAUACGUGGAAAGUGAAAGCCCCUCAUUCGAUUUCAUCACACUUCUACCGACGUACAUAUUUGGGCCCACUGUGCUUCAACGAAAAGGUGAUCCCUUGUCAGGGUCCAACCAAUUCAUAUGGAGUUUGUUGAAAUACGGGCAGAAAUCUUCUAUGCAUGCUCAAGCAGUGCAUGUGUUAGACGUUGCCGAAGCACACGCAAAAGCUCUCGAUCCAAACAUAAAGGGAAAUCAAAGAUUUCUUUUGGAUAGUGGACGUAAGUUCGAAUAUAAUGAAGCUAUUGAUGUCGCAAAGACGGAUUUUCCUGACAAAGAAUGGAAGUUUGGGAACUUCAAGUCGAUACAUAGUAUCAAGUUGGACAAUUCCAAAGCCAAAAAUAUUCUUGGAAUGUCUUUCCGGCCAUAUAAAGAAAUGGUAUACGACUUAAUCAAGCAGCAGGUUGAUCUUUCACAUUAA
Messenger RNA from Priceomyces carsonii, 990 nucleotides. RefSeq lists its product as uncharacterized. Gene Ontology annotation, molecular function: oxidoreductase activity, acting on the CH-OH group of donors, NAD or NADP as acceptor. The transcript has a single exon. Lineage: Eukaryota; Fungi; Ascomycota; Pichiomycetes; Serinales; Debaryomycetaceae. The coding region runs from base 1 to 990 and encodes 329 amino acids. The record is from RefSeq and is a predicted model, not a curated record.